Molecule: messenger RNA, 1687 nt
Organism: Seriola dumerili (greater amberjack)
Lineage: Eukaryota; Metazoa; Chordata; Actinopteri; Carangiformes; Carangidae
Gene: smtnl1
Product: smoothelin like 1
Exons: 5
Coding region: 1-1386 (461 amino acids)
Biological process (GO): actin cytoskeleton organization
Cellular component (GO): filamentous actin; microtubule organizing center
Molecular function (GO): protein binding
Source: RefSeq, a predicted model, not a curated record
AUGGAUGGAGAAUCACCCAGCCAGGAGACAUCUGAGUCUACAGAGGAGACUAAUCAGACAGACACUAACAACAACAACAACCAGGCAGAUGCACCAGGGCUGGAGGAUGAUAGUGACACAGGGAUAGAGCACACAGAGGGGGAGACAGCAGAAGGUCAGGGGGCAAUGGAGGUGGGAGAGCAGAGGGAGAAGGAUAAAGAACCACAACAGGGAGAAGGAGAGGAGGCCAGUGCUGGAGAUACAGAUAAGCUCCAGACUGCAUCAAAGCCUGUUGAAGGUGACACUGAAGAGACUGGACAAGAUAAAGACAAAGCACCUACUGAUAUGAAGGAUCAUGAACCGGUAAAUGGAGAAAAAAAAGGGGAGGGAGAGGUGGAGGAAGACAAGAAAGGAGGGCAGGUGGAGGAUGUGAAGACUGGGAAAGACGGACAGGAGGUAAAGGACAAACACAAAGAUGAAGAGAGGAGUAAAACUGGGGAAAAGGCAAAUGAAGAAGAGAAAGAUGUGAGUGGAAAAGCAGCAAAGGAGGCAGAGAAGAAAAAACAAGUUAAAGAAGCAGAUGUUGAGACGAAAGACAAAGGAAAGAUAAAGGAGGCAGAAAAGCAAGGGAAGCCCAAACGAAAGAGCGGUCCUCCUUCCUCUUCUCUCUCCCGACCAAGACCCUCUGCACGCUCUGUCAGAGCCUCCACCAAGAACAACAUUAUUGCCAAGUUCGAACAAGCUUCACCAGAGUCACCAAUACCACGCAACUUCAAAAUUCAGAGGUCAUCUGCAGCCGCGGCCACAGGAGCUUCAAUCAAACAGAAGAUGCUUCAGUGGUGUCGCAACAAAACGCGAAACUAUGAGGGGAUCAACAUAGAAAACUUCUCAUCAUCCUGGUGCAAUGGGCUGGCGUUCUGUGCUCUGAUCCAUCGUUUCUUUCCAGAUGCUUUUGACUACAGCUCCCUCAAUCCAAAGGAGAGGGAGAAAAACUUUACUCUGGCCUUCCAAACUGCAGAGUCUCUGGCUGACUGUUGCCCUCUGCUGGAAGUGUCUGACAUGAUCAUGAUGGGUAACAACCCGGACCCCAUGUGUGUGUUCACGUAUGUCCAGUCCCUCUGCCACAGCCUGUCCAAAAUAGAGAAAGAGAGGAAAGAAAAAGAAAAGGAGGAGAAAGAGAAGUCUGGUAAUGAGGGGGAAGAGAAAGAGGAAGGAGAGGACGCAGCAGGAGAGGUAUCGACAGAGAAGCAUGAAGAAGAGUCUGCUGAGAACGGGAUGAUGGAUGGCCAGGUGGAGAAAGAGAAAGGAGAAAGUGCUGAGCCAGAGGGAACUGGUGAGGAGGAAGAUGCACCAAAGAGCUGCGAGACGGAGGAAGGUGGAGCAGCGUUAGUCGAGGCAAAGUCCUAGAAAAUAUUGACAGCACACAGAAAGACUGAAAAGACCAAAAAGAUUGUAGAUGGUUGCGGUGCUACAACGAGUAAGUCUUAGUUUGCUGUUGGACUGACUACUCUCAGAGUAAAGAGGCACAUCAGGUCGACUCUCAACUCAAAUACUGGCAAUUUGAUUUUACAGUUAGCUGUAUGUUUGAAAGUUUUAUUACACUGUUUUUUAUUGACGGCCAUGUUGUUUGUUUUUGAGCACAUAAAGCAGAAAAUCGAAUUAUUCUGUUUGUUCUGUGAUUGUAUGAAAUCAUAGAUUAAAUAAUGGA